AUGGGUUUUGAUAGCCGUGUGACUAAUCUCAUCUAUCAAUGUAUUUCCACAGUCACCUAUUCGGUCACUCAUGGUGGUCAUGAGUUGGAUCCUUUCACUCCUUCCCGAGGUAUUAGACAAGGUGACCCUCUCUCGCCUUACUUAUUCCUGAUUUGUGCUGAAGGAUUUUCAUCUCUUAUUAAGUCUUUUGAGGCUCGGGGUGAGUUGCAUGGUUGUAGGGUGUGUAAUGGAGCUCCGGUUAUAUCACACAUGCUCUUUGCGGAUGAUAGCUACUUGUAUUGUAAAGCUAUUAAAAAGGAAGCUUUGAAUGUCAUUAGAUUGCUGCAGUUAUUUGAACAAGCCUCUGGUCAACAGGUGAACUUAGCCAAAUCCACCAUCUUUUUUAGUUCGAAUACGACAGAAUCUGUUAAAGCUAGAAUGUGUUCUCUUUUGGGUAUGAUUGAGGCCCCGCCAAAUAGUCUUUAUUUGGGUCUUCCUUGCACUAUGGGUCGGAAUAAAAAUGCUAUCCUUGGUUUCCUUAAGGAUAAGAUGGAAAAGAGAAUUCUAAGUUGGGAGGGUCGUCUUUUAUCUAAAGCUGGAAAAGAGGUUCUUGUGAAGACAGUGGCCCAGGCUCUCCCUUCAUAUGCUAUGUCGGUUUUUCUUCUUCCUGUUGAUACUUGUAACAAACUUGAGGGGAUGAUGGCCAAAGACUUAAGAGAUUUUAAUCUCUCCAUGCUGGGUAAGCAAGCUUGGCGAUUGAUUGUUAAUGAGUCUUCUCUUGUCAGUCGUUUAUACAAGGCUAGGUACUUUCCCCGAGGCUCUUUCUUUACUGCUGAACUUGGUCACAAUCCAAGUUUCAUUUGGAAGAGCAUCUUUGAUACCCAGAAGCUUGUCUUAUCGGGGGUGCGUUGUAAUAUUGGGCCUGGAACUUCCAUUAAUAUUCAACGGGAUCCCUGGCUCCCUGACGCAUCCAAUCCCUUUGUAACAACCCAACUGGUGGGGUUAGAUGACUGUCAAGUGGCUAGCCUAAUGGAUAAUCAUGAUAGAAGCUGGGACUUGGAAGUGCUGAAUGAUUUGUUUAAUAUCCGUGAUCGGGAUUUGAUAUGUAAGACCCCUAUUUCUUCGGCUCCUUCUGAUUUCUGGUAUUGGUCUCUUAAUCCUUCUGGUGUGUAUAAAGUGAAAGAUGCCUAUAACUUGUUACACAAGGAAGAUGGUUUACUCCUGUCAGCUGAUGAAAGGAGACUUUGGAAGAUAGCUUGGAACAUCAAUGUCCCACCAAAGGUACUUCAUUUUUUGUGGCGCUCCCUUUCUGAAACUCUUCCCACGAAGGUUCAGCUGGUCUCAAGACAUGUUCCCUUGGAUCUGCAAUGUCCCAUGUGUAAUUUUGAGGAUGAAUCUAUUGUGCACCUGUUGAUACAAUGCUCCUUUGCCCAAAGCUGUUGGCAUAGAUCAUCUUUAAAUGCGGCGGCCUUAUUGGAUGGAAAGUUCUCAACCUGGUUUGAAUCGUUUGUCAUGCCCUCUAGUUCUGAUGUAAGAGAGGAAGCUGUCAUGAUUUGUUGGGCCAUCUGGAAUGCCCGUAAUGCGUUCACUUGGAAAGGUAAGAGCACCUCAGCAUCAGAUGUAAUUUUGUCUGCUAGAGUCAACCUUAAUCAAUGGAAAAAUGCUCAAUUGAAAAAGAAGGGUCCUUUAUUUUUGGCUUCGGGUGAAAAUGAAGGAAGUGAGCAUUGGUCUAAACCGGUUACUAAUACGAUUAAGGUCAACGUAGACGGAGCUAUCUUUGAGGCUGAAGGAUGGUAUGGGACUGGUUUAGUGGCUCGCAAUUGCCAUGGCCACCUUCUUGAAGCUCUUUCAAGUAGUAAACCGGGACACUUAGAGGCUGCUGUGGUGGAAGCGAUAGUUCUUCUACGUUCCCCCUUUGGCGUGGUGAUUCAAGAGUGCAAAGAGUUGCUUGAUUCUUUAAAAUCUGUUCAGAUUCAAUUUGUUAAACGUUCUGCUAACAAGGCUGCCCAUUAUAUGGCUCGCAGCUCUUGUUUUCACUCAGUUCGUAUGUUUACCGAGAGUACUGCUCCGGAUGAUCUUUUAAACAUUAUAACUCUCUUUGGCGUAUACUCUGUGGCGUUUGAUCCAAAAUCUGGUCUGGCAUGCAUGUACCAACUGUUUGCCAACAAUGAGACAAUUAUGUACCAAACAUGUAGCUUGAGUCCUAAGAAGUGUUGUGAUGGUACUGAGGUACCUGUAGGGGCCAGUUUUUUUGACUGGUGCUCGAGUUUUUUCUGCAAUAAUUCUGCAGAAGCAAAUUGUAGAGUUGCAGCAAUUUGUUGGGCAGUUUGGGGGGCUAAGAAAAACUUGGUUUGGAAGGGGAAAGCUUUUGUGAACGGGGACAUAGUUGCAUUCGCAUACCAGUAUCUUGAUCAAUGGAAAUGUGCUAAAAAAUGUAUGGAUUUGUCAUGGCCUUUUAUUUGGGCCUUUGAUUGUGUUAAGCAUUGGACUUUGCCACAAGCAAAUAGUAUCAAGGUUAAUGUGAAUGCUGCGUUGUUUGAAGGUGGUAGGAGUUUUGGUUCGGGCAUUGUUGCUCGUAAUUCUGCUAGUUUGUUGGUGGAGGGUUGGACUAAGCUCUCUUCGGGCCAGGUGGAUGUCAUUGGCGUCUGUGAAGUUCUUAGUUGGUUAAAGGGUCGUAGCUGGACUUAUGUUUUCGUCGAAAUCGACUCCCUUUGUAGGGUGCAAGCUCUUCAAAGCUCUAUCAAUAUAAUUUAUUUGUUUGGUUUGGUCAUUCUAGAUUGUAAAGUUUUAUUUGCAUCUUAA
Molecule: messenger RNA, 2781 nt
Organism: Cannabis sativa
Lineage: Eukaryota; Viridiplantae; Streptophyta; Magnoliopsida; Rosales; Cannabaceae
Exons: 5
Coding region: 1-2781 (926 amino acids)
Source: RefSeq, a predicted model, not a curated record